Messenger RNA from Blumeria graminis f. sp. triticale, 783 nucleotides. The record is from the annotation of a GenBank genome assembly. NCBI's taxonomy places the organism in Eukaryota, Fungi, Ascomycota, Leotiomycetes, Helotiales, Erysiphaceae.
AUGAUUGGCCAAGAUUCUAUUAUCGAGGAUCCACACUACUCUUUUAAGUGUACACCAAUGACGGCCAUUGGCGAGAAGCAGCAUAGUUUCAAUCCCUACACAGAUAAUGGUGGCUCGACUCUAGCGAUUGCAGGCGCUGACUUCUCUAUUGUUGCUGGCGACACGCGGUCAACUUCAGGCUACAAUAUUAACUCUAGAUACUGCCCUAAGGUAUUCAAGAUUGGAGGCUCUACAUCCUCUCAAGAUGACGCCAAUUUAGUGUUGACUGUCGUUGGAUUUGCCGCUGAUGGAAACGCUCUAAAGGAACGUCUUGAUACUGUUGCAAAGAUGUAUCGAUAUCAACACGGCAAGCCAAUGAGUGUUAAAGCAUGUGCACAGAGAUUAUCAACUAUCCUCUAUGGUAAACGUUUUUUUCCGUUUUAUGUAACUGCAAUCCUUGGUGGCCUAGAUGAAGAAGGGAAGGGUGUUGUAUAUUCAUACGAUCCGGUCGGCAGUUACGAAAGAGAACAAUGCAGGGCAGCUGGUGCGGCGGCCAGUUUAAUUAUGCCUUUUCUUGACAACCAAGUCAAUUUCAAGAAUCAGUAUAUUCCCGGGAGUGGGCAAGGCCAUGCGCUACAAGAACGGCAGCCUAUCCCCCUACCGAGGAGCGAGGUGGAAGACCUUAUUAAAGACGCAUUUGACAGUGCGGUAGAGAGACAUAUUGAAGUUGGAGAUGGGCUACAGAUGAUGAUUAUCACAAAGGACGGUAUAGAAGAAGUCUAUAAACCGCUCAAAAAAGACUAG